Calidris pugnax (ruff) is the source of this 2940-nucleotide messenger RNA. It is a transcript of the gene SFTPA, whose product is annotated as surfactant protein D. The transcript has 7 exons. The record is from RefSeq and is a predicted model, not a curated record. Bases 1972 to 2643 code for a protein of 223 amino acids. Lineage: Eukaryota; Metazoa; Chordata; Aves; Charadriiformes; Scolopacidae.
UUGAAACUAAUGAAAAAUUUGUAUACAUUCUGACCUGAGCUGUAAACUUGGAGAGACUACUCUCCAUAUUUCUUCUUAUACGUCCUUUUACCAUGUAAAUAAUGGAUAGUGCAUACAGUCCUAUGUUAUUUCAGCAUUUGGUGAUGGCUUUGGUCUUAGUGCGCUUUUACUCUAGUUCCAAUAUUAACUUAUUGGCUGCUAGUUAUCACUUAGAGCCUAGAGUGGUAUUUGUCAUAUGGGUACAGGGGUCUGUUUUGGCUAUUUUUUUUGCUGGUUUUCCCAUUUGAUAGGAAAAUGAAAUGUAACUACAAAGAGGAAUAAAACAGUAAAAUGCCUAGCCAGGUUGCUUUAUGUGCAGUAGGACAGCCACAAAGAGAACAAGAUGAUCUUUUUUGGUAGUUGAUAGGCAUCAUUUGAAGUACAGGAGAUUUAGAUCAAGAUUUAAAUGCAGUAGAAAGCAGAAAAAUUUUGUCUUAAAUGCAAGAGCCUGCUGGUGAAAUGUACUCCAAAUUGAAUUUAACUCAUGCAGGAAAAUGGCAAAAGGCCUUACUUAUGUGAAUAGGUCCUUAAUGUGAGAGAAGGGAUAAUCAUGAUUUUCUUGAUGGGAACUUCUUUCACCUCAAGUGAACUACAAAAAGGUCAACUACAGACUGGAUUAACUAGGAAUAGGUGAAUAGCAUGACAACAAAGCCCAAUACUAGAAGUUCAACAAUUAAGAAAGAUGUUUACGUACAGGCUGUAAGUUUUCGAACAUGAAAGAAUAGAAGAUUUUUAAUUCCUCUUCCACUUAGUUUAAGACAUGUAAGCUAAGUACCCCUAUGGAAAGGACUGGCAAGUUAUGUGGACCCAUGGGAAGAUAUCUGUACAGAGGAACAUUUGGUACCCGGCUCAUCUGUUUUAUAACUGCUACUUUCAUUGCCUAAUUCCAUAAUGACAUUUCUUUUCUCUGCAUCAGGUUAUACAGGUGCAGUAAAAAAAUAAAUUACAGAAAUUGGUAAAAGAUAUGAAUUUUCUAGAGUAUGAUGUAUCUGCUGAUCUGCAUCAUGUUCUCCUUGUCCUUACUGGCAAGGUACCUUUGCAGUUCUCAAGUGAACUAAAUUCCUUUUCUUCAUUAAUUGGCAUCCUGCAGCUAUGAAAACAAGAUGUUUUUAAAUUUUGCCUGGGAGUUUUUAAUUAAUAUUAAUUAUAUGAAAAUGCAGGAUAUGGGACAAUAUUUAAAAGACAGAUUUGGGUUAAUUUAGGACAAGAAAGAGACAUUCUAGGGGGUAGGUACAAUUCUGUUGUACUUCCAGGUUUAGGGAUCAGUGGCAAUUCAGUCUCCAUUGCAUAUAUUUGGAAUGAUUAUGUAAGUCUACCUUGAGAUCAUAUCCAAAACCCACUGUGGUAUGUUCUGUGACCAUUUCAUUUGGAGCUGGACUAAGAGCAAUGAUAUAUUACUCCCCCAGUGCGUUAGCCAGUAGUUGAAAAAGAUUUGGAGUAAUAUUUUGCAGAUGUGAAUGGUUGUGUUCUUUCAGCUGAAUUUUUUUAGAAAUACUAUUCCUAAUUGCCAUGUCAGUCACUCUCUCAAGAGUCUAGCUCUGAAAUGUAAUUUAGAUUAAUUUUUACAUUAUUUUGCCCAGAAAAUCUCUAAUACUGUUGUUAGAAAUUUAUAAAGCUCUUUAUAAACUUAUGUUGUUUGUGUUCAGAGACCACUACACGUCAUUCAGCUGGGAUGUAUACAGACCUCAAAACUCUUUGCAGCUCAUAACAGCAAGAACAACCACAAUAUGGGGAGUUUCCUGGGAAUUCAUCUCCAAUGGGGGUCCAUUCAGUAAGAUGCAAAGCAGCUUCAUUUUCCUGUGACCAUCAGACCUUAACAGCAGCUUGGAUCCAUCUCUGACCAAGUGAGGAUCAGCUGCACUCUACAUGCAAAAGAGACCAGAUGCUCACACAACUAGAAAACUAUAUUAACAUAAGCUGGCCUGAGCAAUCAUGUUGUCUUACUCAUCCUACACGCUCACAGCAGUGGCUGCUUUGCUAGUGACUUGCUGUGCACUGCCUGAAUGUCCAGGAAUACCUGAGCCACCUGGUACCCCUGGACUGCCUGGAAAAGAUGGUCUGAAAGGACAGGAACGCCUAACAGGUCUCACAAGACCCUCUGGAAACUUCCUGGGGCCUCUUAGAAGAGAUCGUCUUCCUUGGUCGCAAGGUGUACCUGUUUCGCUGGAUUCUGAACUCCACAAUGUUCUAGUAAAUUUGAAACCCCGACUUUGCAGACUUGAAGGCGUGCUUGCUUUGAAUGAGAAAAUAAAAGUAGGAGGAGAGAAAAUAUUUGCCAGCAAUGGGAAGGAAGUGGAUUUUGCAUCUGCACUAAAAUCCUGUGAAGAGGCUGGAGGAACUCUUGCAACUCCCAUGAAUGAGGAGGAGAAUAAAGCUAUUAUGGGUAUUGUGAAACAGUAUAACCGAUAUGCUUACUUGGGCUUUACAGAGAGUCGGGUUUCAGGUCAAUUUCAGUAUCUAAAUGGCGUGCCUCUGAAUUACACCAAGUGGCACAAUUAUGAGCCUAAUGGCAAAGGGACAGAAAAAUGUGUGGAGAUGUACACUGAUGGGAGCUGGAAUGACAAAAAAUGCAACAUGCGUCGCCUCACAAUCUGUGAAUUUUAAAGAGUGGCCUUUCAGCCACCUGAGAGUAUGGAGGCAAUGAAAUAUCCUAUGUCUCAGGUUUAUGCAAUAUCUGCAAUUAUUCUAUGUCGGGAAAUCUAAAAUUAAUCAUAGUACGGUAUUUUUUAUCCAUAAGAAAAUGCCAAAUAUAGUAAGUGAUUAACUUAAAUAAAAUUUGCCUAAUCUGAUGUGUUUGUUUCUUCUGGGGAGUUAGGAACUGCUCAAUUAAUUUUUUGUGGCAGAUUGUCUCUCUGCUUUUGUGAAAAUUAGAAGACAAUUCCAAGGUUUGACUUAGGUUGU